UACAAGCGGAUUCGCAUUGGGUACAACAAACACCGAGUCAAUUUUUGUGCCAAACAAAAACCAUAGUUUCGUUUAGUAUCAACGUUUUGUAAAAUACAACAAUAACAACGACGCAUGAUUCGAUGUGCAGGUAAAAGUGUACUACACAAAACUUCGAAAAACAUUCUCAAAAUCAUCCCAUCUUCAAUACCCAAAGCCUGUAACAAUCACAUCAUCAAUUCCCAUGUUUCACAAAGAUUUUACAACAGCACCCGCCACCUGUUCGACGAAAUGCCUCAGAGAGCACAACGUUUAUACACCAACUUUUUUGAUGUUCUUAAUCUUGUUGAGUGUUGUAAAAUGAGGCCCAAUCUUCAAAGUGUAGUAAAUGUUCAUGCUUUAGCAUUAAAAGCCGGUGUUCUUGCCCAUUUACCAGCGUCCACGUCACUCGUUAUGGCGUACUCUCGAGGGGGAGAUUAUGCUUCUUCGGUUGCGGUUUUUGGUGAGAUUUGUUGUAAAGAUGUGGUUGUGUGGAAUGCGAUGAUAACGAGUGCGGUUAACAACGGGUUGGUUAGAGAUGCAGUUUGUGUGUUUGUUCAAAUGUUGCAGGAUGGAAUCAAGUUUGAUUCUUUAACUCUUGUGAUUGUCGUUUCAGCGGUUUCAAGAACUACGAUCAGAUUAGCAUGUUUAGAACUUAUUCAUAGUUUAGGUGUAAAGAACAGUUUGCUUUCGGAUUGUGAUCUGCGUAACGCUCUGAUUAAUUCAUACGCUAAACGCGGUGACCUGGGCUCGUCGGAAAGAAUGUUUCGUGAAACAGAAAUGAAAAAUAAGAUCUCAUGGAACUCUUUGAUAAGUGGUUGUUUAAGCAAUGAUCGACUCGAUAAAUCUUUAUGGUAUUUCAAGAAAAUGGUUUCUUGUGGAACCGAGGUUGAUAACGUCAGCUUAUCGUGUGCGAUUUCAGCGUCAACUUCUUUGCUAGAUUUGAGUAAUGGAAAAGUUGUUCAUGGGUUCGCGAUAAAACUCGGAUACAACGAGACCGCUCAUGUUUCUGUACUAAACUCUCUCGUUUCGUUAUACUCUAAAUGCGGAGAUGUUGAUGCCGCCGAAACUGUUUUUAAACGGAUUUAUGUCAAAGAUUUGGUUUCUUGGAAUACAAUGAUCAACGGGUUUUCUUCAAACGGAAUGAUUCUUGAAGCCUUUGAUCUUUUAAGACAGAUGCAGUUAACGGGAUCAAUCCUACCGGAUGCGGUAACAAUACUUUCUUUGCUUUCAUUAUGUGCAGAUUCGAUGCUUUUAAUCGAGGGAAAAACCCUUCAUGGAUUCGUGAUUAGAAGUUUUAGUCGUUUUAAUCGAUCGUGUGUUUUAGUGAUGAACAGUCUUAUGAACAUGUACUCAAAAUGCAACCAAAUGGAAAAAGCCGAGACUUUGUUCACGUCUACACAAGAUAUCGACUUGAUUUCGUGGAAUACGAUGAUAUCCGGUUAUGCGCAAAAUGGGAAUUCUCGGUUUGCGCAACUUCUAUUCAAGAAACUGAUGCAUCGGUGUUUGAAAUGCACGCUAUCAACGGUUUUAGCGGUUCUUUCUUCUUGCAAUUCACCUGAAUUUCUUCGAUUUGGCGAAUCGGUGCAUAGCUGGCAACUGAAAUUAGGGUUUUCAAACAAUAUUCUUUCGAUUAACUCCUUAAUCUGCAUGUACACGAGUUGUGGAGAUUUGAAAGCUUCUUACGCAUUGUUACAAAGCGUUUCAACGGUUGCUGACACCGCUUGCUGGAAUGCGAUGAUCACAGGCUGCACGCAAAACGGAUAUUAUUCCGAAUCUUUAGAAACGUUCAAGUUAAUGAGACGAGAAUCGGACACAAAACAUGAUUUCGUUACACUCGUAAACGUCAUAUCCGCCUGUGGGAACCUUGAUUUGGUGUUUCAUGGGAGACUCGUUCACGGGUUUGCGCAUAAAACUUUAGUUGAUAAAGACGUUCGUGUAAUGAACGCGUUAAUUACAAUGUAUGGCAGAUUCGGGGAUGUUGACUCUGCAAUGUUGGUGUUUGACUUGUGUUCGAACCCCAAUCUUUGUUCAUGGAAUUGCAUCAUUUCCGCUCUUUCUCAAAACAAGAAAGCUAAAACCGUGUUACAGUUGUUCCAAAAUCUUGAUUUUAAACCUGACGAGAUCACUAAUUCGACAAUUUUGUCAGCGUGUACGCAACUUGGAUCGAUCAGGCACGGAAAACAGGUCCAUGGACAUGUUUUAAGAUCGAACUUUCACGAAAAUUGUUUCAUAGUCGCGGCUCUUAUCGACAUGUACAGCAACUGCGGAAGAUUAGACAUAUCGAUCUGUUUAUUCAACUCUUCGUCGGAAAAGAAUAUCGCAAGCUGGAAUUCGAUGAUUUCCGCAUACGGGUUUCACAGUAAAGGUCAAAAGGCGAUAACUUUAUUUGACGAAAUGAUAAAAUCCGGUGAAAAACCGACGAAAACCACUUUUAUCAACUUAUUAUCAGCUUGUGCUCAUUCAGGUUUCGUCAAUGAAGGUUUAAGAUAUUACAACCGUAUGUCUGACGUAUAUGGCGUUGAGCCCGUUACGGAGCACCACGUUUGCGUGGUGGAUAUGUUGGGCCGAUCGGGGAGGUUAAACGAGGCUUACGAGUUCAUAGAGAAAACGGUGGUGAAACCAGAUCAUGGUGUUUGGGGGGCGAUGUUGAGUUCGUGUAAUUAUCAUGGAGAUGUGGAAAUGGGGAAGAAAGUGGGACAGAUUCUUUUCGGUUUGGAACCUAAAAAUGUCGGGUACUAUGUUUCGUUAGCGAAUACAUAUGUUGCUGCCGGAAGCUGGAGUGAUGCAGUUAAGUUAAGAAACUUUGUGCAAGAUGUGCGGUUAAAGAAGCCGGUGGGUUACAGUCUUGUUGAUGUUGGUUAGCAUUGACUAAAAAACAAAUUGCAACUUAAAAAUUUAUUGGUCAUAAAUAGAUAAAAUAUCUUGUACCAAAUUUGUACACACAUCUUUAAUCUAACAAGCCUAUUUAGCUU
This is a messenger RNA of Helianthus annuus (common sunflower), 2993 nucleotides long. RefSeq names its product pentatricopeptide repeat-containing protein At4g19220, mitochondrial. Gene Ontology annotation, molecular function: RNA binding; protein binding. The transcript has a single exon. Bases 115 to 2883 code for a protein of 922 amino acids. The record is from RefSeq and is a predicted model, not a curated record. Lineage: Eukaryota; Viridiplantae; Streptophyta; Magnoliopsida; Asterales; Asteraceae. Gene Ontology annotation, biological process: RNA modification.